GAACCAAAACAAAAUACUGUCAGGCCGACGUGUAUGUACUCAAUAUUUCGAGAAAAUCGGCACUUAAAUUCAUAAUGACGAACAAAAAUCCCCGCUUGCGUAAAUUGUUCUUAAAAAACGCACCAAAGGAGUCGAAGCCACAGAAAUCCAAAAGCGAGGAGAAGGAGAAGAUAGAGAAAGUAGCGCCUCCGACAAGUCCUUUACUUGGCACCUACGAAGAAAGGAACAUGGUCCAUUUACAAACAAACACCGCAUUCAAAGUUCUAAUCUCGGCUAGAAUUUGUUCAGCAAUUUGGAGCAAUAUUUCCGAUUGCGAUGAAACCUUUAACUACUGGGAGCCGAUGCACUACAUGAUGUAUGGCAAAGGAAUGCAGACGUGGGAAUACUCUCCAGAGUAUGCUCUUCGCUCCUAUAGCUACAUUCUGUUCCACGUCCUGCCUGCCCUGAUCUAUGAAAAAAUCUUCAACCCAAACAGAAUGCUAGUCUUCUAUUUUGUCCGGUGCUUGUUGGGAUUUUCUUGUGCCCUCCUCGAAACUUAUUUUUACAAGAGUGUAUGCAGGAGGUUUGGAAUUCACAUUGGCCGAUUAACCUUGCUCUUCUUGAUCUUGAGCCCUGGAAUGUUCAUCGCAAGCUCGGCUUUCCUGCCAUCUUCAUUUUCAAUGCUGAUGACCAUAUUAAGCAUGACUGCGUGGUUUGAGAAGCAGUACGCCCUUGCAGUCUUGGCCACGGCUCUUUCUGCCCUGCUCAGUUGGCCUUUUGCAGCUCUCGUUGGUCUACCAAUUGCCUUUGAUUUGAUUGUCAAGAGGAGAGAACUUUUCGAAUUCUGUAAAUACUCCUUGAUUUCUCUAGUCGUCGUCAUGGUGCCAAUUAUGAAAAUCGACACAGAUGCUUAUGGAAAAAUAGUGAUAGCACCUCUGAACAUUGUUUUGUACAACGUAUUUUCAUCAAACCGAGGACCAGACUUGUACGGGACAGAGCCAUGGCAUUUCUACCUUAUCAACGGUUUCCUCAACUUCAACCUUGCUUUCCCUCUAGCCCUGAUAAGCAUUCUGAUCGCAGCUGUCGUUGUCCUCAUAAGUGACAAAAGGGAGAGCUCACAGAAAAUUCAAUAUUUCCUCCAUCUCAGCCCAUUGUACCUUUGGCUGGCUGUUUUUGGAUUACAGCAGCACAAGGAGGAGCGGUUCCUUUUCCCGAUUUACCCGCUUAUUUGCCUGAAUGGUGCAUUCGCCUUGGACGGCAUUCAAAGAACCAUGUUUUUUGCGCUGAAGAAAAUUACCAGAAUGAAAAUGUCCGGAUACCUGCCGCAGACGAAUCUUGUAGCAGUGGGCAUCGCCCUGAUUUUUACUGUGCUGGGACUGUCCAGGAGUUUCGCCCUUUACAAAGGCUACCAUGCCCCUCUUGACAUUUACAUGGAGCUUUCCAAGUUUGGAUCGCAAAACGAAUUUGGUACUUCGCGAGAAAUCAACGUUUGUGUUGGCAAGGAGUGGCACAGAUUUCCUUCAAGUUUUUUCCUUCCGAAUAACAGGUGGAAUCUGCGUUUUAUCGAGUCAGAGUUCAAAGGGCAGCUACCGCAACCAUACCAGCCUGGGCCAGAUGGAACGUCGAUCGUGCCACCCAACUUCAAUGAUGAAAAUAGAGAGGAACGGUCGAGAUAUUUUGAUAUAGCCAAGUGUGAUUUUUUGGUUGACUUGAACACUUCUCGUUUGACAAAAUUAGAGCCGAUUUACGCCGAUGACAAGGCAAAAUGGGAUUUAAUUAUCUCAAUACCGUAUCUUGAUAAUGAAAGAUCUCCGAAACUUCUCCGAGCUUUCUACAUUCCUUAUUUGACGGAAGAAUCGUGCACAUACGCGUCGUACCAGUUGCUCAAAGCAAGAGGGAAACCCCAAUCAAGGCGGAAAGCAAAAACGCGUUAGUUCUUUUCUAGAAAAUUUGGAACGGGAAUCAAAAUAAUUAAAUGUUUCCCGAAAUCGCUGAUAUUUAAACGGUUUUUUUCUUGCUUUUGAUUAUUAUGUUAUUUGACUGAUUUUAAAUUUUUCAAAAAAUAAGAGAUUUAAUAAAUAACAGUAAAUUGAA
Molecule: messenger RNA, 2073 nt
Organism: Cloeon dipterum
Lineage: Eukaryota; Metazoa; Arthropoda; Insecta; Ephemeroptera; Baetidae
Product: alpha-1,2-mannosyltransferase ALG9-like
Exons: 14
Coding region: 75-1913 (612 amino acids)
Biological process (GO): protein N-linked glycosylation
Cellular component (GO): endoplasmic reticulum membrane
Molecular function (GO): alpha-1,2-mannosyltransferase activity
Source: RefSeq, a predicted model, not a curated record